AUGGCUGUUAAAGCCGUUAAUAGACAUAAAUUACUGAUGGGUUUCGAUACAAUGCGUGUGAAUUCAGGAAGAUGCCCCCCAUUCCUUGUAGCGGGUUUAUUAGUAGCUUGCGUCUUAUUAACAUGCAACUGGUGGACACUAUCAUCACAAAAUUAUGACAUUCUUAAAGAGCUCGAGGAGAUGGGCGAUCAGUUAAAAAAAUGUUCAUCACAGAAAAGUUUAUGUGAUAGCGAAAGAAGCAUUGCAGAAAGUAGACUGGAAGCUGCAGAAGGCUUAUCGAAUGCAAAUCAAAUAAAGGCUACUAAAGAAUUGCGUUCACUUAGUGACCAACUAAAUGAGAAAGAUGACAGGAUAAAGGAACUAGAAACAUCUGAAAAGCACAGCAGACUUGAUGAAAGUAGAGCCGGUGUUUUAAAAGUGUUGCGUGUUGAAAAAUCUGCUGUUGAACAAGCACUUCAAGAACAGAAAGAGAAAAAUGAAAAACUGGAAGAAGAAAUCAGUGAGUUGAGAGCAAAAAUGAGUGAGGCUCCUCUUGAACAUAAAAAAUCAAGCAAUGUAAGCCCUGUUCCAGUUGUUAUGCCGAAUUUAGUGUCCCCAGAUAUGAAGCAAGCUUCAGAGGAUGAGGAUGCAAAACGAUUUGAUAUGAGUUCAGAGACCCCUGAUACUCUAUAA
Messenger RNA from Ctenocephalides felis (cat flea), 672 nucleotides. Its product is annotated as Golgi membrane protein 1-like. NCBI's taxonomy places the organism in Eukaryota, Metazoa, Arthropoda, Insecta, Siphonaptera, Pulicidae. The record is from RefSeq and is a predicted model, not a curated record. The transcript is spliced from 7 exons. The coding region runs from base 1 to 672 and encodes 223 amino acids.